AAAGAUAUAUUGCUAGUGCCGAUCGGAACUAUCGACGAGGCAGCUAAUUCAUCAUCAGUCAAAUUCCAAGCACCAAGCACUAAGCACGCUGCGAUAGCACAAGUUCAGAGAUCACGAUCCCAACCCACAUUCCAUCACCUUGAGAAAUCUCCAGAUCUGCGCAUUUUUAUGGUUUAUUCCGCAUCGAUUUAUUGUAGGAUAAAAUUUCUCAAUGCACCCGGAUUCCACAGGCUGAGUCGAAAUCUUCAAAAUGCAAAUCAUCUCCAUCGUCGGAGGAUUCGUUCUAUUGUCUUUUCUCAUCGAUCCAGCGAUAUCCAGAAAAACAGACUACUGCUAUGCCCACAAUGAUCGACCGUAUGUUAAAAUGUCAACAAAAACUGCAUACCAUUUCGUUCACGGUGGAAGAACGCGAUACCAAGAAAUACCGGAUUGUAAGUCGAUACAAAUAUGGAUGUUCAUACGACACGGGACAAGGUAUCCAAGUUUGAGCACAAUUCCAAGCCUUCUUUCGGUUCCGAAACUCCGGGAUGAGAUAAUUUACAAUCAUAAAGUUCGAGGGUACGGACGCCUGUGCGAUGAGGACAUAAAAAAUCUCGAGGAUUGGCGCAUGGAUCCAGGUGUGAAUGUCAACAAUGCUGAUACCAUUACGGCGCAGGGAGUAGAGGAUAUGAACCUCCUUGCUAAACGUAUAAGGGCCAACUUCCCAGAACUCUUUUCGCCAUUCCCUUUAAGUAAUAUCAGUUCACAUGACUAUAAGUUUCGUGCGGCAUCUAAAGAUCGAACUUUGGACAGUUUAGCGGCAUUCAUGUCAGGAAUAUACGGGAAAGAAGUAUCUCCACCCCAACAAACAUCACUCGAUGAUACAUUGUUUGCAUCGUAUAAACGCUGUCCAAAUUGGGUCACCGAUGUGGCAGCAAACCCGAAAAACAUUAUAGAAUGGACGACGUUUGGCAAAGGUCCGGAGAUCCAGAAUUUGAAAUUUCAAGUCAGCGAACGAAUCGGCUUCCUGUACAAUCUCACAGAUGCUACCAUUUUUGCCAUGUACGAUAUGUGUCGUUACGAUAUAUCUUGGAGGCCACUCAGUCCCUCGCCGUGGUGUGCGGUAUUCACUGAAGAGGAAUUAAGGAUUCUGGAGUACAGAGACGACUUGCAAGAUUAUUACAAACGUAGCUACGGCCACGAAUACAAUACAAAGUUGGGUUGCCCACCGAUGAAAGACAUGUUCGACAGUUUCAAGAGACUGGAAGACGCAGAAUACGCCGACGAGCCGAAGGGAAUUUUUAAUAUCGGUACCUCCGGUAGCCUCCAUUUGUUCAUGACAGCCUUGGGCCUUGCGAAAGAUCCCGAGCCUCCUUUAGCCAGCAAUUACCACGCCAUGGGCAAUAGGCGAUGGAAGACUUCAGAAAUCGGAUCGUUUGCCGCUAAUGUAGCUGCAGUUUUUUACAAAUGCAACGAUAGCAGAUCUCCGAACAAGGUGAUGAUCUAUUUAUCUGAGAAACCAGUCAUGUACGAAGGUUGCGACCUAGGUCUCUGCGACUGGGAAUAUUUGAAGAAUAAGUUUGAGAAAUUUGCGACCCACUGCGAAACAAAUUUCUGCUUCUCGAACAGUGCGAUACCCUCGCUAAUUUCACCCGCAGCAACUGUUUUGCUCGCACUGGCCAUGUCAGUUUUUUCAGCCCAUGACCACCUGAUUCUCCAAUCAUUCGCCGCUGUACAGGACCCUAAAAAAACGCUAGAAAAUGUGUCAAUGCCCACUAGUUUUCGUAGGGUGAUUCCUGGUAAAGACCCUCAACUUGAUAUUUGCCGUAUCGCUGAGACUCUAGUAGAUCAGCCAAAUUUCUUCAAGAUGCAGAUCAUCCUCGGUGUUCUCUUAUCUUUUCUUGCUGGUCCAGUGAUCUCCAGAGACACCGACUACUGCUAUGCUUACAAUGAUCGACCGUAUUUGAAAAUGGGAGGAAAAACUGCAUACCAUUUCGUUCAUGGUGGAAAAACUCGAUACCAAGAUGUACCGGAUUGCAAGCCGAUACAAAUAUGGAUGUUGAUAAGACAUGGAGCCAGUUAUCCGAGUCCUCGCAUAAUUCCACAGCUCAUUGCGGUCCCUAAACUACGAGAUCAAAUCAUUUACAAUCAUGAAACUCGAGGGCAAGGUCACCUGUGUGAUGCGGACUUGGACAAUCUGAAGUUAUGGAGGCUGGAUCCAGGUUUAAAUUUUGAAAAAGCUGAUACUGUCACGGAACAGGGUAUGGAGGAUAUAAAUCUUCUUGCUAGACGUAUUAAGACCAACUUCCCGCAACUCUUUCCACCGCUCAUAAGUGACAUCGGUUCGCAGAACUAUAAGUUUCGGGCAGCUCCUGAACAACGAUCUUCCGAAAGUUUAACGUCAUUCGUGUCUGGAAUAUUUGACCAAGGAGAGACCCCACGAUGGCAUACACCGCUCAAUGACUCGUUAUUCGCAUCGAACACCAAUUGUCCAAAUUGGGAAACUGAGGUGGCAAAUAACCCGGAAAACAUGAUGGAAUGGACAAAGUUUAAAGCGGGUCCGGAGUUUCAGAACUUAAUCUCCAAUGUCAGCAGACGAGUUGGUUUCUUGUACAAUCUCACAGAAGCAUCUAUUUCUGGCAUGUACGAUAUGUGUCGUUACGAAAAAGCUUGGAGGGUAAGUAGUCUUUCCGCAUGGUGCGCGGUUUUCAGCGAAGAAGAACUGAAAAUUCUGGAGUACAAAGAUGAUUUAGAGGAUUAUUACAAACACAGCUACGGCCAUGAGUACAACACAAAAUUGGGAUGUCCUUUGAUGAAGGAGAUGUUCGAUGGUUUCAAAAAACUGGAGAAUGAUGAUUAUUCCAAAGAGCCAAAAGGAAUUUUUAGUAUCAGUCACUCUGGGAGUCUGCAUUUCUUCAUGACGGCAAUGGGUUUUGCAAAAGAUCCUAACCCCCUCCUUGCCAGCAAUUAUUACUCUAUGAGCAGAAGGCAAUGGAAAACUUCAGAAAUUGGGUCAUUUGCUGCCAAUAUAGCUGCAGUUUUUUACAAAUGCAACAACAGCAGAUCUUCGAAUAAGGUGAUGUUUUAUCUAGCUGAGAAACCAGUCAUGUACGAAGGAUGUAAUGUGGGACUUUGUGACUGGGACUACUUGAAAAACAGAUUCCAAAAAAUCACAUCCAAUUGCGACACAAGCUUCUGUUAUGCGAAUGGUGCAAUGUCUGUGCUAAUUGUACCGACAGCGACUAUCAUGCCUAUACUUACUGCGUUGACCUUUUUCGUCCAUUGAUUAUUACUAAUUACUCUAUAUUUCUUAUUAUCCAUAUCAGCAUUAGUACAUACAGAAUGGAUAUAAUGCUAAAUAUUUGAUAUUUACAUAACAACCAAACCUUAAAAUUCGCUCCACAAUGUGUCAACAUCGUUUUUAAUAGCAUUAAAUCUAUUAUAACUGAAAAACCGAAAUAUUUGGUAUACUUGAUACUUUGCACCAUGAAUUUUCUAAAUUGAUUCUAGAUUCAUAAUCAAUUUGCAACACCAUGAUACUUUGGCAAAAAUAUAAAAUAGUGAAUAAAUGAUAUUUUACACUGUAAAAAAA
Messenger RNA from Athalia rosae (coleseed sawfly), 3571 nucleotides. RefSeq lists its product as uncharacterized. The coding region runs from base 251 to 3265 and encodes 1004 amino acids. Gene Ontology annotation, molecular function: inositol phosphate phosphatase activity; acid phosphatase activity. The record is from RefSeq and is a predicted model, not a curated record. NCBI's taxonomy places the organism in Eukaryota, Metazoa, Arthropoda, Insecta, Hymenoptera, Athaliidae. The transcript is spliced from 17 exons.